AAAGGCAGCUGAAUCACCAGCCCCAACAACCACCUUAAACAAAUAUAAAAAGAUGAGAUUUUUAGAUGGCAUAGCAUCACAAAGGCUUCAAUAUUUUACUUUGACUAUUUUUUUGCAUCAUCCCAGAUCUAUUCCACAAAAAUUUCCCAGAAAAAUUAUCAUGAGUACUGAAGUAGUAAAGGUGGAUGAAAUCCCUUUUCCUUCUCAAAUCACAAAGACUAAGCCAUUAAAUCUUCUUGGUCAUGGAAUCACAGACAUUGAGAUACACUUUUUGCAAAUUAAGUUCACAGCAAUUGGAGUUUACUUUGAUUCUGAGAUUGUGAGUCACUUGCAACAAUGGAAGGGAAAAGCUGGAAGUUCUCUAGCAGAAGAUGAUGACUUCUUUGAGGCUGUUGUUUCUGCUCCUGUGGAGAAAUUUUUGAGAGUUGUAGUGAUCAAGGAGAUUAAAGGGUCACAAUAUGGAGUGCAACUAGAGAGUUCUGUGAGGGACAGACUGGCAGCUGAUGACAAAUAUGAAGAUGAGGAAGAAGCAGCCUUAGAGAAAGUUGUUGAGUUCUUCCAAUCUAAAUAUUUCAAGAAGGAUUCCAUCGUCACAUUCCAUUUCCCGGCAACUUCUCCCACAGCUGAGAUUGCCUUUGAAAGUGAAGGCAAAGAGUCUAAAAUUACAGUGGAGAAUGCAAAUGUGGUUGAGAUGAUCAAGAAAUGGUACUUGGGAGGAACAAGGGGAGUGUCUGCUACAACCAUAUCAUGUCUGGCUAAUAAUCUCUCAGCUGAGCUAUCAAAAUGAAGAAGCUAAUGCUUUCUGAUAAUAAUAAGAGCUUCACUGCUGAUUCUGGUUUUGUGGGAGCAAUGGAAAUUGGUGGUUGAAUGAGAAUGCUUGUUAAUUGUUAUCUUCUUUUACCAAUAAAAUUUCACUGCAAGUAAGGUUAUUGACUUAAGAUUUGUAACAACUGUUUCUGCAUCUGCUUAUUUUGAUUGAAAUGUUCAAAAUUUAGAGUCUUAUGAUUUUUAUUAUAAUGAAAAUGUUUAUUGACCAUAA
This is a messenger RNA of Mangifera indica (mango), 1039 nucleotides long. Its product is annotated as chalcone isomerase-like protein 2. Gene Ontology annotation, molecular function: intramolecular lyase activity. The transcript is spliced from 5 exons. The coding region runs from base 53 to 787 and encodes 244 amino acids. The record is from RefSeq and is a predicted model, not a curated record. Lineage: Eukaryota; Viridiplantae; Streptophyta; Magnoliopsida; Sapindales; Anacardiaceae.